Molecule: messenger RNA, 861 nt
Organism: Camelina sativa (false flax)
Lineage: Eukaryota; Viridiplantae; Streptophyta; Magnoliopsida; Brassicales; Brassicaceae
Product: CLAVATA3/ESR (CLE)-related protein 26
Source: RefSeq, a predicted model, not a curated record
CCUAACUCAUCAAAGUGAUAAGACCCUCUCUCUCUCUCUCUAUCUUUCUUCUAUAUCUAUCUCUCUUUCCCUUGCUUUUGUUGCCACUCAUCUUUGUUCUCUAUUAUAGUUUCCAUUCAAGAAAUUCGAAUAUAAACCCUACUACUUUGAUCAAUGUUAAUAUCUGUCUUUAUUUCUACAAACCAAGAAAUAUAGGAUAAAACAAAAACAAAAUUCACGAAGGCUAGGAAACCAUGCGAAAUCACCGUUCCCUUCGUCUCCAACUGUUGAUCCGUACGCUAUUUACGGUCGGUUUAGUCACUCUUAUUAUGAUCGAUGCGUUUGUAUUACAAAACAACAACGAGACCGACAAAACAAAAGAGAUUACUACAGCUGCGACAAUGAACAACUAUGAUUCCAAUGCGGCGUCCUUUAUACACGCCAAGGAAAUACAACAAGAACAUGACGAAGAUAGAUCAAGACACGGUGAUCUUAGCUACGUUGUCAGCAAAAGAAAAGUGCCUCGUGGACCCGAUCCUAUACACAACAGGAGAGCAAGGAACUCAAGACGACCACCGGGGAGAGCAUAAGUACGGUGAAAGCUUAGGGAAAGAAGCAGAGAGAGAGGGAUAAGUAUAGUUGUUUGGCAAAUUCAUAGGUCUUGUAAUGCUGCUAGAUUCUCUUUUCCUUUCAUUUGGGAUCGAAUCUUUUAAUAUGCUCAAAAUAUUUGUGACCCUACACUUCUACUUUCCAAUAUUAGUUUAGGAGACAUUAAAAAAAACGAAUACGCUGAUAUUUGGAUUAUGAAAAAAGAUUUGAAGAAAGAAAAGAAGAAAUAUAACGUACAUGCAUGCAAAUAUGCAAUAGUGUUUUUCUCACAUA